Recurvomyces mirabilis is the source of this 720-nucleotide messenger RNA. RefSeq lists its product as uncharacterized. The coding region runs from base 1 to 720 and encodes 239 amino acids. NCBI's taxonomy places the organism in Eukaryota, Fungi, Ascomycota, Dothideomycetes, Mycosphaerellales, Teratosphaeriaceae. The record is from RefSeq and is a predicted model, not a curated record. The transcript is spliced from 2 exons.
AUGGCACAAGUAGUCGGCAAAUAUGCUGCCAACAAGCUUCUAGGAAAGCACAUGAAGCAGUACGCCAACAAGCGCGUCGAGCAAGGCGAUGACCCAUACUUCGCCCUCGUCGAAGACCCCAAACGACCCGGCAAAGUCAAGAAGGUCAAGAAGCAAAUACCCACCUACAUCCCCGAACAUGACGCUCUCAUCCUCGCGAACGUCAAGAAGACGGCAUACAGACUGGACAUGUGCCUUUUCAAUCUCUUCGGCAUCCGUUUCGGCUGGGAAGCAGUCAUCGGCAUCAUCCCAUUCGCUGGCGACGCGAUAGGUGUCGCGAUGGCCUAUCUCGUCUUCCGAAAGUGCUGCGCGAUUGAUGGCGGUCUGCCUAGCUCUGUGCGGACAUGGAUGCUCAUCAACAUCGCUAUCGACUUCGCUGUCGGGUUGGUACCAUUCAUCGGCGAUCUCGCAGACGCAGCCUUCAAAUGCAAUACCAAGAACGUGGCGCUGUUGGAAAAGCAUCUGGAUCAGAAGUACCGGCCUGGUGCAUCGGGCUCUAGGAGGGACGAUGAGAGGAAUCGGCCGGUUGCUGGUGUGGAUCAGGAGAAGAGGAGGAAGAACAGGCAGAGCGGGAUCUUCAUGCCUAAUGACCCGCCACCAGCUACGGUGUUUGAGGACUUUAGCGAUGAUGAGUUGCCGCCCAGCAAUAGACGGCAGGAGACGGGUAGGACGAGGAGAUAG